AUGAUGGAAUGUAGUUGUGAUCAUAUUAAAUCUGAUGGGAAAAUGUUAUUACUAAGUGGUACAUCGAACGUCAUGCUCAGUGAGGCAAUUGCUCAACAUUUUUCACUCAAACUUGGUGAAAUUACUAUUAAAACGUUCAAUGACGGUGAAUUAAAUAUUGAAAUUGCUGAGGAUAUCAUUGGUCGUAACGUGUUUAUCAUACAAUCGACCAACACUCCAGUGAAUGAUAAUAUUAUGCAACUAUUGUUACUAAUAUCAACCUGUAAGGCAUACGGGGCAAAUAGUAUUACUGCAAUUAUUCCAUACUUUGGUUACUCUAGGCAGGAUAGGAAGAUGUUCACUGUAUCACCUGUAUCAGCUUCUACAGUAUCAAAUUUAAUAAAAUCAGCAGGAGUAAACACUGUAGUGACAGUUGACAUUCAUGAUUUGCAUAUAAUUUCAUUUUUUGCUCCAGAAGUCUUUGCAAUUAACAUUGACACUCAAGAUUUUGUAUCCAAAGAAUUUUUGAGUUUGGGAUUGGAUAAUCCAGUAAUUGUAAGCCCCGAUGCGGGGGGGAUUUGUCGUGCUAGAGCCUUUGCAGAUUCCCUAAAUAAGCACGGAUUGCCAUGUAGUGACAUGGCAAUAAUUAUUAAGUAUAGAACGAUUGCAAAUCACGUCAGUGAUAUGACUUUGGUGGGCGAUGUAAAAGGUAGACACGUUUUAAUUAUUGAUGACAUAAUUGAUACUGCCGGGACUCUUGUCAUGGCUGCACAAAAACUGAAAGAUCAGGGUGCCACUAAAAUAAUCUGUUUCGCAACACAUGGCGUAUUUUCUUCCCCUGUUAUUGAGCGAAUUGCAUCUUCGCCAUUAGAUGCUAUAUACAUCACUGAUACCAUUUAUAACCAUGUUGAAUGCGAAAAGAUAAAGACGAUUUCAAUUGUACCACUAAUCGCCCAAACAAUUGCCACAAUUCUUAACUAG
Messenger RNA from Babesia microti strain RI, 960 nucleotides. Its product is annotated as ribose-phosphate pyrophosphokinase. The record is from RefSeq and is a predicted model, not a curated record. The transcript has a single exon. Gene Ontology annotation, molecular function: ribose phosphate diphosphokinase activity; magnesium ion binding. Gene Ontology annotation, cellular component: cytoplasm; ribose phosphate diphosphokinase complex. The coding region runs from base 1 to 960 and encodes 319 amino acids. Gene Ontology annotation, biological process: 5-phosphoribose 1-diphosphate biosynthetic process; purine nucleotide biosynthetic process. Lineage: Eukaryota; Apicomplexa; Aconoidasida; Piroplasmida; Babesiidae.